This is a messenger RNA of Chaetomium fimeti, 1217 nucleotides long. Its product is annotated as transcriptional regulator TACO1-like protein. Bases 208 to 1095 code for a protein of 295 amino acids. The record is from RefSeq and is a predicted model, not a curated record. Lineage: Eukaryota; Fungi; Ascomycota; Sordariomycetes; Sordariales; Chaetomiaceae. Gene Ontology annotation, cellular component: mitochondrion. The transcript has 2 exons.
AGCGCGAAAUUCAAUUUCGAGGUUCGAUGGAGAAAGCUUGAACUGCCGCUUCCCGAGCGAUUCACCUCACCUCGGUCUUCAGAAGGAAGCUUCCAAUCCCAAGACUGGCUUGGGGAAUCCCCGGCCGAUCGAAUCUGCUACUCUCGUUUGUAUUUACUCGUCCCCUAAUGGCAUGAAUACGACCUGUACAAAGCCCAUUCCGAUUUAAUGGCGUCCCUCUUCCGCCCUCUCGCACCGUUAACUCGGCCGGCGAUACCCUCCUCCAUCUGCGCGCAAUGCCGCCGCACCUUCGUUUCCAGUCCAAUCCUCGAGUCCGGUCACAACAAAUGGAGCAAGAUCCGCCAUGACAAGGCGGCCAACGACGCGAAAAAGAACACCACGCGCACGCUCUUCGCCAAGAACAUCACUCUGUACUCAAAACUCUUCGGCCCCGACCCGAACAACAACCCCCAGCUAGCGACUGCCAUCCACGCGGCCAAGAAGGCUAGCGUGCCCAAAGACAAGAUCGAAGGAGCCAUUGCCCGCGGGCAGGGCAAGUCGUCCGGAGGCGCGGCCCUCGACUCCGUCACAUUCGAAGCGGUGAUGCCGCCAUCGAUUGCGUUGAUAGUCGACGUCGAGACGGAGAGCAAGCUGCGGGCUUUGCAGGAUCUGAAUCAGAUGGUCAAGAAGGCGAAAGGGUCGACCAGUUCGUCCAAGUUCUUCUUCUCGCGCCUCGGCCGGGUGGUGUUCGAGAAGGGCGAGAGCGGACUGGACGUGGAUCAGAUCAUGGACGAUGCGAUCGAGGCCGGGGCAGAGGACCUCGAGAACGAUGCCGACGGGAACAUUGUCGUCUGGACCCAGCCGUCGGGAACGAUGCAGGUGUGCAAGACAGUGGGGUCCAAGUUUGGGUUGAAGAUCCUGAGCUCGGAUAUUAUCUGGACGGCAAACGAAGACACCAAGGCCAAGCUCGAUGCGUCGGAGGAGCUGACCAGCUUCACGGACUUGCUCGAGGCGCUGCGGGAGUACCCCGAGGUGCAAGCAGUGUAUUCGAACGUGUCGAAGGGAUCUAUGAGCGACGAGGAAUGGGCGAGGAUAGAGGAGAACCUGGAUACAUAAAGGCUGACCGGAGACAGACUUUUGGAACAGUUGAUAGACAUGAGCAAACCCCAUAGAUGUAUAUGUAGUGUACAGUCGUAGAACAUGUCGCGCCAGCCGUAGCCAGGCCGUCGAGAGACGAG